UUUUUUUUUUUUUCCUUUUUUCCCUUUUUAACCCAUCUCCACAUGUUGAAGUCAGGAUCAACCCGUAUUCACGUUGAUGUCAAAACCCAACAAUUCCCCGUGAUAUUCUCCUAUCACCAACUCAAGAAGAGAGGACAAAAGAGUCAAACAACCAGUAACGGAUUGCCAAUACCAGAACUUACCAAUGAAGACGAUUUUUUUAAGGAAUUAUUGAAAAAGGCAGAAAAAUACAAUUUAGAGGAUGAGGCAGAUGCAGAAGAAGAAAAAGAAGAAGGAAAAGAUAAAGAUAAAGCCACAAAUGAAGAUGACGAUGACGAAGGAUCGGACGACGGAAGCACAGGAGAUAAUCAAAGAGGAAAUGAAUAUGAUUAUGAAGAUCCUUUUAUUGACGAUAGUGAAAUGUUGUUGGAUGACGAUUAUAACUACGAUAUCCCAGAAAUAGAUGGAUUUUUUGUGUAUUCAGGUCCUUUGGACUCUAAUGAAAAUUCUGAAGAUAAAAAGGCAGGAGCAGCAAGUAAUAGCCAGAGCAGUCAUAGCAAUAAGCGUCGGUCAGCAGCUAAAACAAAGAAUACAACAACAACAGCAACCAAAACAAGCAAGCCACGUAAAAAGGAAGAUACAACAAAUACACCCUCACAAAAGACUAAAAGUAAAAAAGCAGUGGUACCGACUCCUGCCACAACAAGCACUUCUACAGUCAACCAAGAAACAACCGCUAAAGCGCCUGUACCUAGCACCAGCAGUAAUAAUAAUACUAAUGUCAAAAAGAUAUCAAAACCACCAGCGCCACCAACGCCAGUACCCUCUUUAUCAUCCCCAGCCUCUGCCCCCGCAGCAACCACUCUACCAUCAGCGCCUAUGCCAAGUACCGGUAAUGCAAUACCCUCGGAAUCUAACAAAAGACAGCUGAAUCUACCUUCUGAACCAUCAAAGAAAAAGAAAACAGAGACUGGUGAUAGCAAACGUCCGAUUGUUGUUCAAGACGAGGACAAGAAGAAAAAGGGUACAGAGGUUCCCCCUCUGCUACCACUUGAUAGCGAGCUUGAAGCAGUCAUAAAUAGAAUCCGUGAAGGAGCAUCCAAAGAGUCGUUUGAGAAUAAGGCCAAGUUCCCUGAAUCGCUUAAACCAGCUGUGCUCGAAGCUGGUCUGAUUAGUUUCCGAAGAAAUCCUAUCCUGGACGUAAACCUUAUCCACCAUUUGAUGACAUGCUUGCCUUAUAAUCGAUUUACACUAAGG
Rhizopus microsporus ATCC 52813 is the source of this 1236-nucleotide messenger RNA. RefSeq lists its product as uncharacterized. The transcript has 4 exons. The annotation marks the transcript as partial. The record is from RefSeq and is a predicted model, not a curated record. Lineage: Eukaryota; Fungi; Mucoromycota; Mucoromycetes; Mucorales; Rhizopodaceae.